Molecule: messenger RNA, 774 nt
Organism: Lodderomyces oxycetoniae
Lineage: Eukaryota; Fungi; Ascomycota; Pichiomycetes; Serinales; Debaryomycetaceae
Exons: 1
Coding region: 1-774 (257 amino acids)
Biological process (GO): mitotic sister chromatid cohesion
Cellular component (GO): nucleus; chromatin
Molecular function (GO): protein-lysine-acetyltransferase activity
Source: RefSeq, a predicted model, not a curated record
AUGAGUCUUUCUAAUGAAAAGCCUAAACGAAAGGUACAGUCAACUUUAGCGAUACCGAUUCACAACACCAUGGUAACGUGUCCCACUUGUGGAAUGACGUAUAAUUCACUGAUUGCAACUGAUGUUGCAAUGCAUAGGAGGUAUCACACAGAGUUUAGCAAUGGUAUUAGUUGGCCUAGCGCUCUUGCUACACGAGCAGUGUUGGAAACGUACAAUAUAGUGGUGACUGUCAAGUCUAACAAGCUUGGUCAAUUGAAGAACCUGGUUAAGCGAGAAACGAAGAAAGCUGUUGUACAGACUAUUGACAAGAGCAACAAAAAGCAAGUGGAAAAAGUAGAGCAAUUACUCAAAAUGGUGAAUCGAGAACUAAAUGCUUGCGAUGACUCUAAACAGUGGAGGUCAGAGAAAUUCGAAAAUAGCAAAGCGUUUGUCCUUGUGGUUGAGAACAAGGCUAUUGGAGUAUGUACGACUGAUACCAUUAAUUGUGGGCAAUGGCUAGUACACGAAACCCAAUUUGUGGUGCCAAAUCAAACCAUCAAAAAUGUAUGCAUUGGUAUAUCCAGAAUCUGGAUUGCACCAAAAUGGCGACAAAAUGGAGCUGCACGCUUUUUACUAAAUUGCGUAUUGAAGAAUUCCAUUUAUGGGAAAGUGUUGUCAAGAAAUCAAAUUGCUUUUAGUCAGCCAAGUCACGGAGGUGGAUUGCUAGCAAAAUCGUUCAAUGGUGUGCUUCACAAAAGCGGCAAAUUUCUAAUUCCUAUAUAUCAAGAAUUCUAA